Molecule: messenger RNA, 1349 nt
Organism: Bactrocera tryoni
Lineage: Eukaryota; Metazoa; Arthropoda; Insecta; Diptera; Tephritidae
Exons: 3
Coding region: 708-1349 (213 amino acids)
Source: RefSeq, a predicted model, not a curated record
UGUUUAACUUUUAUUUCGAAAAAUUCAAUGCAGUUAGUUUAGUUAGUCGCUUUCUAGUGUCAGUUUGGUUGGCGGCUCAAGUUUAGUACUAUAAACUAGUAGAGAAUCCCAUACGCAGCUUUCGUAAAAUUCUGACGUCCCUAAUCAGCGCUUUAAAAUGCUGCGGUUAGCUGUAAUUGAAUUUCUGUUGUGGUUAAUUGAUAUUUUAUAGAAUAUAUGCUAUCUCGCCCUCAACCCUAACUGCCCUCCAACGCUUUCAAUUUAAGAUAAGGCCGCCGAAAACGUUUGCCCCUCGCACAUGCCGACACACACAUGUCUAUCUGAUUGACUAGUGCCUAGAGAACGCCACCGCCACCGCCACAACAAUUAGUAGACACAUUGCCUAGCUCAUGUAACGUACACCGCAAUUAUUGUCUGGCUGUCAAACGGUACGCCUGUCUAUUUCCAAGUCUGUCAACUAUACGGCACAACUGAUUGUGAGCUGAGUGAAAUAAACCAAAUUGUCUGUCUACGCAUAAGCACACGUAACUGACGGACAGUCGGUGUGUGCACUACAUGAUUGCAGCAAAGCAAAGCAGCAACAACAGCAGUGCACAAGCACAAUUUGCCAUCAAUUACACAUUUGCAAUCGCCUACUUGUUGUCUACGUGCUCUACCGUGUCGCCUUACAUAUGCACGUGAGCGUAUGAACCGUUGUGUCAGUGUAAAUGUCUAACCCAUCAACAAUGGCUCAGCGAGUGUCAUUGUUAAAACAGUUAGAGUCGCCGCCGCUGUCGCUGUUGCUGCUUUUGCUGUGGUUCACCAACAGCUGUUGCAAUCGGGCGCUGGCAUUUGCGGUAUUACCGGAGAAUGUGGUUGGUGUUGGCGCCGGUAUGCCAGCGAAUGAUAUUGUUGUUGGCGAUGUCGCUCUGCUGUUGACGCGCGUUGAAAAUGAUUGCUUUGAGACAUUUUUGCAGGAGAGUCGAAAUGCGAGCAACACCUAUGCGUCGGCAUAUCGGGAAUGCCAAAUGUUGGGCAGUCGGAAGCGCAUGGAAUUUGUGAGUGCGGAAUGGUCAACGCGAGAGGAUAUGACGGAGCAAGUGACCGAGUUGUGUACGAAUAUUUGUGAUUGUGCACAAAUUGCGGGUGAUAUGGAGUUCUUUCAAUGCAGCGCCCAACAUUCCCUUAGAGGUGUGAACACAAUGCAGCAAGUAUACCUGAAUUCCACCGCCGCCAUUGUGGAAUUGGAACACAAAUAUGAAGAAGCGGAAAAGCAGAUUCUUCUUUGUAUUAUCGAGGCCGAGCAGAAAUAUGUGGAUUCAUCUAGUAAAGCGUUUCUAAAGCUGUCGAAAUGUCUGAAAGCCACUUGA